Molecule: messenger RNA, 408 nt
Organism: Brenthis ino (lesser marbled fritillary)
Lineage: Eukaryota; Metazoa; Arthropoda; Insecta; Lepidoptera; Nymphalidae
Source: the annotation of a GenBank genome assembly
AUGACUCAUGCCCCCUCGGGUUGGAAUAUUUCUUUAGAAAUUGACGUAUUAUUCCCUCUUCCUGACUCUAAAUUCACCAACGCUCAUUUUAGGAGAAAACUUCAUCACCGACAGAAGAGGGAAUUUUGGGAGAGACUUCAGAAUGCUAUUGAUUUCCAUAAUUUAAACGGACGCGCCUGUGUUCUUCGAAGUAUAUGUGAAGCUCGCAGCAGUUUGGCUCAACCUGGAACAUCUCUAGUCCAUGAUAUACUUAGAGUUAUUUUUACAGCGCCCAUCCACGAAGAAGAUUUUACUAAUGAAGUAGCCGACAGUUACAGUGAAGUGUUGGAGCCGAAUUUCUGCGAAAACGUCAACGACUGCCCUUUCUCACUGAUGCAUUUUGUAUUAGCUUUAAAUAAACAAAAAUAU